This is a messenger RNA of Entelurus aequoreus (snake pipefish), 2606 nucleotides long. Its product is annotated as abl interactor 1-like. The coding region runs from base 73 to 1596 and encodes 507 amino acids. The record is from RefSeq and is a predicted model, not a curated record. Gene Ontology annotation, molecular function: SH3 domain binding. Gene Ontology annotation, cellular component: intracellular anatomical structure; lamellipodium. NCBI's taxonomy places the organism in Eukaryota, Metazoa, Chordata, Actinopteri, Syngnathiformes, Syngnathidae. The transcript has 12 exons.
CGCACACCAGCAGCAUCACCGCCUCGCCUCAUUGAACCCGGGAGAGAGGAGAGCAAUGCGAAGGGAUGUAAGAUGGCAGAGCUACAAAUGCUGUUAGAGGAGGAAAUCCCCGCCGGCAAGCGAGCUCUGGUGGAGAGCUACCAAAACCUUUCCCGCGUGGCAGAAUACUGUGAAAACAACUAUGUGCAGGCUCAAGACAAAAGGAAAGCCCUGGAGGAGACCAAGUCCUACACCACUCAGUCUCUGGCCAGCGUGGCUUACCAAAUCAAUGCCUUGGCCAACAAUGUGCUCCAGCUACUGGACAUCCAGGCCUCGCAACUACGACGCAUGGAGUCCUCCAUCAACCACAUCUCCCAGACGGUGGACAUUCACAAGGAGAAGGUGGCACGUCGUGAGAUUGGCAUCCUGACCACCAAUAAGAACACCUCUCGCACCCACAAGAUCAUCGCCCCGGGCAACAUGGAGCGGCCAGUGCGCUACAUCCGAAAGCCCAUUGAUUACACCCUGCUGGACGACGUGGGGCACGGAGUCAAAUGGCUUAAAGCCAAGCAAAACGGGAACAAUGCUGCGGGACGGGGAAACCCAGGGACAGGAGCAGGGGCAGGGACAGGGACAGGGACGCUGUCUCGGACCAACCCCCCAACACAGAAACCACCGAGCCCUCCAAUGGGGGGCCGCGGUACCUUAGGGCGCAACACCCCCUACAAGACCCUGGAACCUGUGAAGCCUCCAGUGGUGCCCAACGACUACAUGACCAGCCCGGCCCGGCUGGGCAGCCAGCAGAGCCCUGCACGCACAGCCUCGCUAAAUCAGAGGCCCAGGACACACAGUGGCAGCAGUGGUGGAAGUGGCGGCAGGGAAAACAGUGGGAGCAGUGGCGUGGGUGUCCCUUUAGCGGUCCCUACACCGUCCCCUCCCAGUAUUGGCCAAGUGGUGACGUCCUCUGCUUCAGUGCCCCAAGGUCCGGGGCUCGGCCCGAUCCCCAUGUCCCAGUUUGGCACCAUCUCCCGACAGAUCUCGCGCCACAGCUCCUCCACCACCUCCUCGGCCUCCAUGGUGUCGGCCACAGGGACAUACCGCCGUGCUCCCUCUCUAUCUUCUCAGCAGCCCCAAAUCAACGGGGGUCCGGCCUUCCCACAAAACUCAGUGUCUGUGGCCCCUCCGCCGCCUCCGAUGGUCCAGCUGACUCCGCAGAUACCCUUGACCGGCUUUGUGGCCAGAAUGCAAGAGAGCAUUACAGACAGCCCGGCUCCGCCUCCUCCGCCACCGCCAGAAGACAUGGGCGUGUUUGAGGAGCCCUCGCCCCCGCCGCCGCCCCCGCCCGUCGACUACGAAGAGGAGGACGCCGCGGUGGUCCAUUACAGUGACCCCUACGCUGACGGAGAUCCGCACUGGGCCCCGAAGGUCUACUUGGAGAAAGUCGUGGCCAUCUACGACUACAGCAAGGACAAGGAGGACGAGCUGUCCUUCAUGGAAGGAGCCAUCAUUUAUAUCAUCAAGAAAAACGACGACGGCUGGUUCGAAGGCGUCUGCAACGGCGUCACCGGACUCUUCCCAGGAAACUACGUGGAGUCCAUCAUGCACUACGCCGAUUAAAAAGCAAAAAAGGAGCGCUGAGGCACACAAAAGAGCCGUCGGAGCUUUGGAAGAGAGAGGUUUGUUCGUUUACUCUGUGUACAAAAAAAAGGGAGGACUCACAAGCAUUUCCAUCCGGCCGCCACAAGACGGCAGCGGUUUUUAAAACUCCGUACUUGAACACUUUCGAGCAGAAAAAACGAGCGAGGGCGAAUAUUGGAAAAUGUUUGUGGAGUUGAGCGGUAUUGAGUGUUGGGCGUCUCAUCUUGACUUGCACUGUGCAGCAACAGACUGGCCCUUUUUUCCCCAAAGCUGCUCUCGCCACCGGAAAAAAAAUAUCCCUUCUACUUUUGUGGCAACAAGAAAACAUGAAGUGCAUUAUUAUCAGCACGUGACCGAAUGUCAGGACGGAGAGAAGGAAGCAUCCUCACCUGGUGAUUGUAACAUCAUGUUCUUGUUAUAGGCGGGAUGGCGUAGGCUUGGUUCCGGUGUUUUGAAUGGAAACGCAACAGGUGGUCCUCGGGGCUAUGGAAGUCACACUCAGGUGCUGAACUUAUACAUGAAAUUAUAUACGCGAUCAAAAAAAAGACUAAUUCAAUCAAAUGUAGUCAUUGUAGAAAAUAACUAUUUUUGAAUUUCCUUCCAGAAGCUUCACCUCCAACCUUAAAGGUUAUGCACAUUAGCACAAGCCUGAAACGGCGUAAAGGAGCCAUUAUUCACCGCAAACACUCCACUUUCACUUCCUUACCCCUUUUUAUUUUCAAUGUUUGUUGUCUCCUGUGACUUGACUACUACUUCUGAGCACUGUUUGUUCUCCUCACCUGUCCCUGAUUGCCAAUCAAAAGGGCUCAUCUGCCAGUGUCACCUGGUCCUUGGUCUGAUGUCUGUGUUGUGCCUUUUUGUGGUUUUUUUCCUCAACCUGGCUUUGACUUUUGUCACAUUUUUGCUCUCCAUUGAUCUACCACUAUAGCCACGCUGUUACGUCCUCAUUUUUGGUAGUUAAUUAAACAACCUUGCACAUCGCCUGCCUU